AGAAGAGGAGGGGAGAACCGAGCCCAAAUGAACCGAGCCCAAAUAGGCCGAGCCCAGGCAGGCCGCACGCUACCUAAGGAGGACAGUUACUGCCCGCCAGCAGCUUCGAAACGCGGGCAGCGCGCGCGCCAUUGGCGCCGCCGGGCCCCGCCCGCCGCGCGCUCUCGCGAGACGUGCAGCCCCCCGCCGCCGCCAUCUUGCUUCCCGCGGUGGGGCUGGAGCCGUCAUCGGUGUCGGUGUGUGAGGGCUGAGCGGUCCGGUUGUUACAGGGUUCGGGGCGCUGCCGUGGUCUCUCGUGGCGUGUCUUCACCUGGAGCGCGAGGCAUAAUGUUUUUAACAAUGGUAUUACUCCGAAAGAGAAUUCCUGGAAACCAGUGGAUUGGGAAAUACAGGCGACCAAGAAUGAUUACCCUUUCCAUGAAGCGAGGCAUGAUCCGAAGGUUGGAAAUUGAAGCUGAGAAUGAAUAUUGGCUGAGUCGACCGUACCUGACACGGGAACAGGAGUACAAGCAUAACACAGAAGGGAGGCGUGCAAGAUGGGAAGCUUUCAAAAGCCUGACGAAAGCCAAGUUUCCUGAGCAUAGAUAUAUGAGUGAUCAUUUAAACCACUUAAAUGUGACAAGAAACUGGACAUCUUGAACAAUAUGGUGUAUUUAUAUUUGGCAUGUAUUCUGCACUACCAUGGGAUCUGCUGUUGUACCCAUUAUGGUUUGUAAUUCAGUAUAACAAGGGUAGAUGACAAAUGAAACUUUGCUACGAUAUACAAAAUCUUGCAUUAAAAGUAGUCUUAGAGAGCA
Messenger RNA from Phalacrocorax carbo (great cormorant), 797 nucleotides. The record is from RefSeq and is a predicted model, not a curated record. Lineage: Eukaryota; Metazoa; Chordata; Aves; Suliformes; Phalacrocoracidae.